This is a messenger RNA of Electrophorus electricus (electric eel), 1095 nucleotides long. The record is from RefSeq and is a predicted model, not a curated record. Lineage: Eukaryota; Metazoa; Chordata; Actinopteri; Gymnotiformes; Gymnotidae.
UCUCUCAACAUAGACAUCAGUUGACGGACUUUUUAAUUCACAGCAUGAAAACAGCCGCGGACCAAGUUGUGGAAGAUGAGGCGGGGUACCAGGAUGAUGAGGAAUCCUUCUUCCAGGACAUCGAUCUCCUACAGAAAUAUGGCAUUAACAUGGCCGACAUAAAGAAACUGAAGUCUGUAGGAAUUUGUACAGUACAAGGCAUCCAAAUGACCACUCGCCGUGCACUCUGCAAUGUUAAGGGAUUAUCUGAAGCAAAAGUAGAAAAAAUAAAGGAAGCUGCUGGGAAGUUACUGAUCAGUGGAUUUCAGACAGCUUUUGAAUACAGUUUGAAGAGAAAACAUGUGUUCCACAUCACAACAGGCAGUCUGGAGUUUGAUAAACUUCUCGGAGGGGGAAUAGAGAGCAUGGCAAUCACAGAGGCUUUUGGAGAGUUCAGAACCGGAAAAACUCAGCUCUCUCAUACACUUUGUGUAACAACUCAGCUUCCUGGUGAGGAUGGGUACACUGGAGGCAAGGUCAUUUUCAUCGAUACUGAAAAUACUUUUCGGCCAGACAGGCUGAAGGACAUUGCAGACAGGUUUAACGUGGAUCAUGAAGCUGUCCUUGAUAAUGUGCUAUAUGCCCGUGCCUACACUAGUGAACAUCAGAUGGAGCUGUUAGACUUUGUUGCAGCCAAGUUUCAUGAAGAGGGAGGUGUCUUUAAGCUCUUGAUCAUAGACUCCAUCAUGGCUCUGUUCCGGGUGGAUUUCUCUGGUAGAGGUGAGUUGGCAGAGAGGCAGCAGAAGCUGGCACAGAUGCUCUCCCGUCUGCAGAAGAUCUCUGAAGAGUACAAUGUUGCUGUGUUUGUCACUAAUCAGAUGACGGCAGACCCAGGAGCUGGAAUGACAUUUCAGGCAGAUCCCAAGAAGCCUAUUGGAGGUCACAUACUGGCACACGCCUCCACCACACGCAUCAGUUUGAGGAAAGGACGUGGGGAAAUGAGAAUUGCCAAAAUAUUUGAUAGCCCUGACAUGCCAGAAAAUGAAGCUACUUUUGCUAUUACUGCUGGAGGGGUAUCGGACGCGAAGGAGUAAAGCAGUCAACUCUCAAAUAAAU